CGAACAAAAUGUUGCGCUUUACAUUCCUCUUAUUCCCAUUUCUCUUAAGUAUCAUUCCUCAGUGUUUAAGUCUUCAAGCUGAUUAUUUUUGGCGAGAUUACACUAAUGGUGAAGUGCCCCUUGAUGCUGUAGUCGGAGGUAAACUUGCAAACGGUAAAAACGUUUAUAUUGGACAAGCAUAUAUAGCUCAUCAAGGUGAAGUAAUCUGUGAAAUUUUUGAUGGAAUAAAAAAAGUUUAUGUUCCGGCGUUCCAAGAUGUAGUACAAAAAAUAGAGAAGAAUGUAAAGAUACUUUGUGGUCCUCAACAAAAUUUAUAUUGGGUUCCAACAGAUUCUAAAAACGUACACACGCUACUGGUUAGUAAUAUUGGAGUGCGUGGUGGUCAUGAAGAUGGUAAAGGAGAAAUAAACAUUGGAAGAAUAAAUAUUAACGGAGGCUCUAAAAUUGGAAAAAUUGAUACGUAUUUCAAUACAGUUCCUAUGUAUUAUAAUAAUAAUUUAAGAGAAGAAAGCACUAUGUCUUACGAAAUUCUUUUGUACAAGAAACAUAAUGCGAUACUUAACUAA
Molecule: messenger RNA, 566 nt
Organism: Tribolium madens (black flour beetle)
Lineage: Eukaryota; Metazoa; Arthropoda; Insecta; Coleoptera; Tenebrionidae
Exons: 3
Coding region: 9-566 (185 amino acids)
Source: RefSeq, a predicted model, not a curated record